Molecule: messenger RNA, 582 nt
Organism: Drosophila melanogaster (fruit fly)
Lineage: Eukaryota; Metazoa; Arthropoda; Insecta; Diptera; Drosophilidae
Exons: 2
Coding region: 51-530 (159 amino acids)
Source: RefSeq, marked reviewed
AUAAACAACAUUCAAAAUAACUGUAUUAGUGGACUUUUCUGGUUAGCGGAAUGAAGAUAAUAGCACUCUUAGUAUUGGCGAAUCUGGGCUUUGCCCUUAGUAGUAAGGAAUAUGAUGAACACGAAAGGCUGGUGACGUGGAGACUUCGAAAUAUUGUAAACAAGUAUAAAUACUUAGCCACCGGAAACGCGGAGUUCUCCCGGUGGAUUGAAAAAGUAAACAACGCUGCUGCCCGAAGUAACCUUGAAGUAAAGUUGGACACAGAAGGUUACUUCAAAGUAUACGAUGAACAACGCCAAUUGCUUGAAGAUAACAUUACUCAGCGCUUGAACACGCUCAGAUCCCUAAUAUCAUUAAGAAAAGGAGGCAAGAGAUGUGUCCGAUUCUACCAGCAUCAGGAAAAUGAACUUAAGAAUGCCUACAAGUUCUCUAAUCAGAAAAAAGAAGAGGUGUUUGUGAAUAGUUUGAAGAAAUGCUUUGCACCACCGGCGAUACAAGAAUAUGAUUAUGAUUACUAUCUAGGCUAUUGAUCAUUAAAUUGUCCAAUGAAAUCGAAUAAAAGCUCGCUUUUGGUUAACCUUU